AUGGGCCUCCGGAUGUGGUCCUUCUCCCGCUGCGGGGGGCAGGGCUUCGCCUUCCCGGACUGGGCGUACAAGCCGGAGUCGAGCCCGGGCUCGCGGCAGAUCCAGCUGUGGCACUUCAUCCUGGAGCUGCUGCGCAAGGAGGAAUACCACGACGUCAUCGCCUGGCAGGGCGACUACGGCGAGUUCGUCAUCAAGGACCCUGACGAGGUGGCCCGGCUCUGGGGCGUCCGCAAGUGCAAGCCCCAGAUGAACUACGACAAGCUGAGCCGGGCGCUGAGGUACUAUUACAACAAGCGGAUCCUGCACAAGACCAAGGGUAAACGCUUCACCUACAAAUUCAACUUCAACAAGCUGGUGCUGGUCAACUACCCCUUCAUC
This is a messenger RNA of Struthio camelus australis, 378 nucleotides long. The record is from RefSeq and is a predicted model, not a curated record. NCBI's taxonomy places the organism in Eukaryota, Metazoa, Chordata, Aves, Struthioniformes, Struthionidae.